UUUGCCUGUUGCAGUCGUAGACAGAGUUCCUCACUGUCAAUAAUUUAAUAGCAAAAUGAAUCAAACAGUAGGAAAUUUGACUGCAUUACUAUCUAGCCUAGAUAUUCCAAUAAAACCGGGACGUAUGACAUGGAAUACGCAAAGUUUUCGCAUCGCUUUUAUUGUGAUCAGUACUUUGAUCAAUUUCUUUGUUGCGCUAGUGAUUAAGUUUUCACGGCAGUUGCACUAUCCGCGCCAUUUGUAUUGGGUGGCAAUUUCGGUGGUUAAUCAGUUUUGCUUGAUCCAAGCAGUUACACAAAUAGUGUUCUACUUAAGCCGUAAUAACAGAGUGGCAUGCCAGAUUUACGUUUUCAAUGCAGGAGUGUUUUACACAAUUAUUUUAUCGUUCCUCGCCCUUGCGGCCCUUGAUCGCUACUUGGCCAUCACCCGCUACGAGUGGUACAAGGAGAAAGUGACGAAUCGAAGAACAAUUUACCUUUUAUUCUUCGUGUUCAUCGUGACGUACAUGGUGAUAACGAGUCCGUUUUGGUCCGGAUAUAAAAAUAUUAAAGAUUGUAAAAUUAAUCUCACCCAUGUGCAUGCUUACUUGAUCUACGAUCUAUUCCUGGGUAUUAUAUGCACUACAUUGCACGCCAUGAUUUUUAUCCGAUCACGAAAAAUCAUCAAUGAACAUCCACCAAAUUUUCGCCAUACAUCAAUCGCACUUCAAUUUCAUCCAACUGUUUCAAUGAAUUGCACUUCAGCAGCUGAGUUUCCUGUGGUUGUGGAACCUCGUCAAGGAGGAACUCCGAUUGAAAAUGGGACUGAUGCAACAGGCAACGAAGAUGCUCUUCGAAACCUUGAAUCUCAAUUGGAUGACACGCUCUGUUUCUCCUGGUUUACCAACCGUCCAAAACUCAAUCGACUUGAAAUUCGCGCCGCUUUAAGCAUGUCUAUUAAUAUGCUGCCUUUCUGGCUUUGUACUUUCCCGGUCACUGUGAAUGGCAUCGCUAUUUAUUGGUGUUAUUGUCUCCAAAUUAACUGCUCAGUAGCUCGUCGAAUUAACCCAUAUCUGAUCGAUUGGUUCACCAUCCACACUCUCUACAAUCCACUGAUGUACAUGUUUACUAGCAAAGAAUUCAAACGUGCCCUGUUGCAUUUAAAAGACAAAAUAAAAUUGUGUAACAUCCGCGCAUAAACAAUACGCGAAAUCCUAUGUCAA
This is a messenger RNA of Daphnia pulex (common water flea), 1201 nucleotides long. RefSeq lists its product as uncharacterized. Gene Ontology annotation, biological process: G protein-coupled adenosine receptor signaling pathway; adenylate cyclase-activating G protein-coupled receptor signaling pathway. Lineage: Eukaryota; Metazoa; Arthropoda; Branchiopoda; Diplostraca; Daphniidae. The record is from RefSeq and is a predicted model, not a curated record. Gene Ontology annotation, cellular component: membrane. Bases 56 to 1177 code for a protein of 373 amino acids. Gene Ontology annotation, molecular function: G protein-coupled receptor activity. The transcript has 2 exons.